UGUCGUUGCUAUGGGAAACCUGACGAAAAGCAGGAAGUGCUGGAGCUACAUUGACAGCAGUGUAGAUUUGUGUUUAUCUCUGUGUUUAUGACACUCUAGUGCAAAAACUUCAUGACAGAUAGCUUGUUCUUCUCAACGGAACAAAUAUAUAACACUUAACCCGCCGUCGGAUGAACAUUUGACCAAGGUUUGAAGGACCUGUGGAGAAAAUGAGUCGGAGCCGGAACCCUCCGCAGAAGGGCCAGGGGGCCGCCAGGGCCAAACAGAUGGGACUGCUGCUGGAUUUGGCUCCUGACGGCGGUCUGGAUGACUCCGGAGGAAAUGAUGAGGAUCUGGAGGCGGAGCUUCUGGCACUGAUGGGAGGAGGAGGGAGGAGCGGUCCAGCCGGCAAGAGACCCGGAGGAAAAGCUCCGGUGCCCAUGGAGGACAUCGAGCGGAUGGCAGCGCUUUGUAUGAAAGACCUGGACGAGGACGGAGAUGACGAUGGCGAUUUGGAGAACGAUGCUGAUCUCUUGGCCGAGUUGAAUGAUGUGCUGGAAGACGAUGAGGAGCAAGUGGUCAGGAAACCUCCUCCAUCACCAGUGCCUCCUCAACGCUCCAGUGCAGCGCCCACAUCCCAGAAUGCACCUGCCAGCCUGGAGGCUCGCCUACAAGAGCGCUUGGACAUGUACCAAACGGCCAUCACCAACGCCAAGGCCUCGGGGGAGACCAGCAAAGCACGGCGAUACGACCGCGGACUGAAGACUCUACAGUCCAUGCUGACGUCAGUUAAAAAGGGGAAGCCCAUCAGUGAAGAUGAGAUUCCUCCUCCUGUGGCCACUGGGGGAAACCCCUCCGCUGCUCCUCAGGCCGAGCCAAUCACAGAGCUAGAGAAACCAGCUCCAGCAAACACGCCACCGCAGACGGCCAACGUCAAGCCAGUCGCUCCGUCCAAACCUCAGCUGCUACAGCCUCCACCACAGAGAGUGACGGCCAUGACACCCGAUACACCCGCCAUAUCACCCCUCACACCCGGCCAGCCCAACACACAGCACUCGGAGCUCAAAGCCGGUGUAUUAAGCAGACAGAGAGAGUAUAAGCUGGCAGCGUUAAAGGCCAAGCAGAGCGGAAACACUGAACAAGCCAAACAACUCUACCAAGUGUCCAAGAGACUGGACUCGGUGGUGGAGAGUGUUGACCGAGGGGAGUUCGUGGACCUCAGCUCACUGCCGCCCCCUCCAGGAGAUGUUGAAGUGCCACGCUCUGACCCUCCUCAGCUGUCCUCCAAACCAGCCGCCCCUCCUGCUGCACCCGCUGCUGCCCCAGACACAGCUCUUUCUGCUCCCCGGAGCGUCGCCGAGGCCUUACAGCAGCGCAUGGACAAAUACAGAGAAGCUGCAGAGAGCGCCAAGAGCAAAGGAGACGAGCGCAAGGCACGCAUGCACCAGCGCAUUAUCAAGCAAUAUCAAGACGCCAUUAAAGCUCAUAAAGCGGGACGGCCGGUGAAUUUGGCAGAACUUCCUGUUCCUCCAGGUUGUCCUCCACUGCAGGGCACUGAGGGCGGCGAGCAGAACUUUAUGGGCGUCCUGGAGACCGCUAUGAAGCUGGCCAAUCAGGACGCAGAUGCAGAUGCAGACGCAGAUGAGGAACCACAGAAGCCAUCAGCUCAGCCUGCCGUUCAGAAAUCCAGAGCUCCCGCUCCUCCGAAAGCCUCGUCCGCUGCAGCGACGCCCACCGGCUCCACUAACACCCCCAAACUAGGAGGAAAAGCCCAGCAGCAGCUGGAUUUCCUGACCAUACGCCGACAGCAGUUCGUGAAGGCCGCGCUGCGCUCUAAAGAGAUGAAGGACAUGCAGGGAGCCGCUCAGCACCUGAGGAACGCUAAAGGACUCGAGCCCAUGAUCACUGCCGCCAAGGCCGGACUUCCUGUGGACAUCAGCAAGGUGCCGGCCGCUCCGGUCAGUGAGGACGACUACAGACUGUCUCAUUCCCGCUCGUCCGCUCUGUCUCCGCGCUCACUCGAGCAGUACACUCAGCUGAUGGCACAGCUCAAACAGCAGCACGAGAAAUGCCUGGCGUACUCGCAGCAGUUCACUCAUAUGGGGAACGUAGCAGAAACCGCCAGGUUUGAGAAGCUGGCUGAGGAAUGCAUGAGUAAUAUUGAAGUGCUGAAGAAAGCUCAUGCUAAAGGAAGAUCAGUUCCUAAAUACCACACAGAGGAGCGCACCUUCAACUCUGUCAAGAUCUUUCCUAACCUGACGUCCAGUGAGAUGGUGCUGACCAUCGUGAAAGGAAUCAACCUGCCCACUCCUCCAGGAGUCUCAGCCAACGAUCUGGACGCGAGUGUGCGCUUUGAGUUCCCGUUCCCCAGCGCCGAAGAAGCUCAGAGAGACAAAACCAGUACUGUGAGGAACACCAACUGCCCAGAGUUUAAGGAGCAGUUCAAGCUGAACAUCAAGCGAGAUCACAGAGGCUUUAAGAGAGUGGUUCAGGCCAAAGGCAUCAAGUUUGAGAUCGUACACAAAGGCGGUCUCUUCAAGACAGAUAAAGUGGUGGGAAGUGCUCAGAUGAAGCUAGAAGCUCUUGAGAACCAGUGUGAGAUCAGAGAGAUCAUUGAUGUGUUGGACGGACGCAAGGCGACGGGAGGAAAGCUGGAGGUGCGAGUGAAGAUCCGCGAGCCGCUGUCUGGAGUUCAGCUGCAGCCGGUGACAGAGAAGUGGCUCGUCAUCGACCCGCUCACACCCUCACCAGAGAAGGACAGAGAGCGAGAGAAGGACAGAGAGAGGGAGAAGGACAGGGAGAGGGAGACAAGCAGGGAAAAGGAUCGGCAGGCUCCUUUGGAUCCGAGAUCCAAACCUAGGAACGAUCACGACAGGAACUCUAAACCAAGCUCGUCUCCUCCGCAGUAUAAGAUGCACAGCUUCGGUCUGCUUCACCACGACAAAGAGAGGCUGGAGUGGAAGAUCAACGAGUAUAAGAAGAACAGACGAGACCCGUCAGAGCUGAUCAAGCAGCACAUGGACGUGUGUCAGAGACUGCAGUGGCAGAAAUCAUACCUGGAGAAACAUCCGGCAGCACUCACAGAAUAUGAAAAUGUGCUGCGGAAGUUUGUUCACGGUCUGUCAGAUUCAGUUAAAACGUUUUCCAGCCAAGGCAACAGGGACGCAGCAAAAGACACCCUGGGACGGCUGAAGAUCGUGGAGAACGAGCUGGAGUCAGUCAGGAAAAAACGGGCCAUCAGAGAGUGACACGACUGUCUGCUUCUGAAAUCAUGAGAAUAGAAAUGAAUCCUGACAGAUAUAAAAGAGCUGCAGAGGGAAGCACACACACACACACACACACACACGUAUGCAAUUAAGCACCUUUGACAUUGCUGCUCUUCAUUACUCUGCGGUCCAGACCAUCAAAACUUUCCUCAGUUUGACGUCUGAAUGUUUCGAGGGAGAUCAAACUGAUCUCAGCUCAUGC
Molecule: messenger RNA, 3447 nt
Organism: Carassius auratus (goldfish)
Lineage: Eukaryota; Metazoa; Chordata; Actinopteri; Cypriniformes; Cyprinidae
Product: coiled-coil and C2 domain-containing protein 1A-like
Exons: 29
Coding region: 210-3227 (1005 amino acids)
Molecular function (GO): DNA-binding transcription repressor activity, RNA polymerase II-specific
Source: RefSeq, a predicted model, not a curated record